AUAUGUUUUACCAAAAAGGCGCGUUAUUUUUAUACCCACUUUUUGUGGUAAUUUUUUGCGAUAUUGUUCAGUCAAGAAUAAUUUCAGACAAAAACCUUCCUCAACUUGAUUUAAACACAAAAUGUCUGAAACCUAGAGGUCAGUUUCAAGGAACUUCAUGCCAGAGUUACGUUUCAUGCUGGGAUGGAGUUGUCAUUGAACAAAACUGUCCAGAAGGACUAUUAUUUAACCCUAUAAAACUAUAUUGCGACUACCCAUACAACGUUCAAUGCCAAGCAACGUUAUCAAGUAACAUUCCUGAAACCCCUACAUGGACUAAUGACUAUAUUAAUAAUCCUUUACAACAAAAUAUUCUUAAUGAAGUUACUGGAAAUUCGGGACCGAUGGUCGAAAGUGGAAAUAUUGUUAAUCAGGGUGUGUCAUCUUUAAGUAGAUUUUGUCUAAAAGACACUGGACUAUUUCCAGGUAGCAGCUGUCAAAAAUACGUCAAUUGUUGGAAUGGAAAUGUUGUAGAGCAAGAUUGUCCAGGAAAUUUACUCUUUAACCCUGUGACUCUAAACUGUGACCAUCCCUUUAAUGUUAAAUGUGAUUUAAUUUCAAAUAAUGCUACUGAAAACUUAAAUAAUAACAUUAUUCAACAAGUUGAAGAAAACAAACCUAUAGAUAAUGUCUCUCAAACAAUAUCAAAUCCAAUUAACCAAAAUCUAGCAAAUUUACGUAGAUUUUGUUUGAAAGAAACAGGGUUGUAUCCAGGAAGCUCUUGUAAUAAGUUUGUGAAUUGCUGGAACGGUAAUGCCAUAGAACAGGAAUGUCCAACAGGGUUGUAUUUUUCUAAAUCUGGGUUCUGUGACUAUCCAGAAAACGUCAAUUGUGGACCUGAAAAUAAUAAUAAAGAAUUUAAAAAUAGUUUGUGUCCAGAGGAGCAUGGUAUUUACCGAAAUGACACUUUUUGUGACAAAUAUUACGUUUGUGCUUUCGGAAGAGUGGCAACACAGUACCAAUGUCCUGAAGGAUUCAGUUUUAGCCAGAAUUUAGGCGUUUGUGACUACUCCUACAGGGUUGAUUGUGGCAAUACCUCUACUUCAGAAGCUUCAGAAUCUGAUACAAUAGCUGAUACAUAUUUUCAAACUCAAAUUCAAGAAAAAGAAAAACACCCAAAAUGUACAAAAAUCCUUAAUGGACUUGUUAGAGAUGAAGAAAAUUGCUCAAUAUAUUAUCUAUGUGACUCUGAAAAAGUUGUAGCUACUUACGAAUGUCCUGCUGGUACAUUAUAUAGCAAUGAGCUGGGAACAUGCGAUUAUGCAUACAGGGUGAACUGCAACAAAGGAAAUAUUAAUAAAAUUGAGCCAUAUAAACCUCAACUGUCUUCAGAGUUGAUGUCACAGGUACAAAACUGUGUACCCGGUGCGACAAUACCGUUAAAUUUUGACUGUUCCAAAGCAUGCAGAUGUCGAAAAAAUGGCGCAGAAAUAAUUGAGUGUCCUGCAGGAUUAUUUUAUGAUUCAAAGUCUAAUAAAUGCCUUAGUUCUGCCCUGGCAAAAUGUUAACGAUGAAUUGAAGACUGAAAAAUAGAUAUUCCAGA
Molecule: messenger RNA, 1582 nt
Organism: Sitophilus oryzae (rice weevil)
Lineage: Eukaryota; Metazoa; Arthropoda; Insecta; Coleoptera; Curculionidae
Product: probable chitinase 10
Exons: 7
Coding region: 3-1547 (514 amino acids)
Cellular component (GO): extracellular region
Molecular function (GO): chitin binding
Source: RefSeq, a predicted model, not a curated record